This is a messenger RNA of Centropristis striata (black sea bass), 3203 nucleotides long. It is a transcript of the gene limk2, whose product is annotated as LIM domain kinase 2. The coding region runs from base 195 to 2189 and encodes 664 amino acids. Gene Ontology annotation, biological process: actin cytoskeleton organization; protein phosphorylation. The record is from RefSeq and is a predicted model, not a curated record. Gene Ontology annotation, molecular function: protein serine/threonine kinase activity; protein binding; ATP binding. The transcript is spliced from 16 exons. Gene Ontology annotation, cellular component: cytoplasm; nucleus. NCBI's taxonomy places the organism in Eukaryota, Metazoa, Chordata, Actinopteri, Perciformes, Serranidae.
AGUGUGGUUUCUUUUUUUGCUUUUUUUUUCUUCCUGCGGAGAAUUAAAGGGAUUUGUGCUUUAUUUUCCUGAGGUAUUCAGGGUUGAGAGUCCUGGGAGGAAUUAAACUUUGAAGCGGCGCAUCGCAGCUCUCCUGCUUCAGUAUGAAACGUUUGUGAAAGGAUUUGAAGAUCGACGACACUCUCAUAAAGGAGAUGGAGGAACCAGAAGGUACUGAUAAUUGUUACUGUGCGGGAUGUGGAGGAGAAAUUCAAGACUCGUUUCACAUGAAAGUCCUCCAGGACACCUGGCACAACGCCUGCUUUCAGUGUUCUGUGUGCUGUGACCACCUGACUAACUGGUACUACGAGCAGGAGGGCAAGCUGUACUGUCGCAAACACUACUGGGAGAAGUUUGGAGAGCUCUGUCAUGGCUGCUCUCUGCUCAUGACUGGACCUGCCAUGGUGGCCGGAGAACACAAGUAUCACCCAGAGUGCUUUGUGUGUCUGAGCUGCAAGGUGGUGAUUGAGGACAGGGAUACCUACGCCUUGGUUGAGAGAUCCAAACUUUACUGUGGAAAGUGCUACAAGCAGGUGGUUCUUACACCCAUGUUGGAAAAACGCUCACACGACUCGGUGGUCGACUCCCUGCCCCACACGGUGACCCUCAUCUCAAUGCCCUCUGCAGCCAACGGCAAGAGGGGCUUCUCGGUCACAGUGUUGAGGGACGUCAACGGCUUGGCGAGUGUUCAAGUGAAAGAAGUCAGAGGGAUGCUUAUUAGUCCAGAGGUCCGGAAUGCCAUCCAUGUUGGGGACAGGAUCCUGGAGAUUAAUGGCCUUCCUGUUGGGACUCUGAUGCAAGAGGAGGUGGAUGAUCUCAUUCACUGCACCAGCCACACGCUGCAGCUCCUUAUAGAGUAUGACCCAGUCAGGCAGCGUUUGGACCGGCUCAGGCUGGGAUCACCGAGGGCCGAGCUGGGAGUCCCGGCCACCUCCCGCAUGCGUCUGUCCUCGCCUUCUGGCGCCGUCCUGGAGAGAACCGACGUGGUUGACGACGGCACACUGAAGAGGAGGUCUUUGAGGCGCAGUAACAGCAUAUGUAAGUCCCCCGGGCCGAAUUCUCCUAAAGAGACUCCUUUUAUCACACGAGACAUCGGGCGCUCUGAAUCCUUAAGAUCCUCCAGCAGCUGCUCUCAUCGCAUCUUCCGUCCAUGUGACCUCAUCCACGGAGAGGUCAUAGGGAAAGGUUUCUUCGGACAGGCAAUCAAGGUGACUCAUAAAGCCACAGGGGAGGUGAUGGUGAUGAAGGAGCUGAUCCGUUGCGACGAGGAGAACCAGAAGACUUUCCUGAAGGAGGUCAAAGUAAUGCGAUGCCUCGAACAUCCUCAUGUAUUGAAGUUCAUCGGUGUGCUAUACAAGGACAAGAGGCUUAAUUUGAUAACGGAGUUUAUUGAGGGAGGCACCCUGAAGGAUUUCAUCAGAGACACGGAUCCGUUUCCAUGGGAGCAAAGAGUGAGCUUUGCAAAGAGCAUCGCUUCUGGCAUGACCUACCUUCACUCAAUGAGAAUCAUACACAGAGACCUCAAUUCUCACAACUGCCUGGUUAAACUGGAUAACACUGUGGUCGUUGCUGACUUUGGACUGUCCCGGCUCAUAGUAGAGGACAAAGUUAAGCAACCUGAAAAACCGACCACGAAGAAGAGGGUGUUCAGACGCAGCGACCGAAAGAAGCGGUACACUGUCGUGGGAAACCCUUACUGGAUGGCUCCAGAGAUGCUAAAUGGUAAACACUAUGACGAGAAGGUUGACAUUUUCUCCUUUGGAAUCGUUCUCUGUGAGAUCAUUGGAAAAGUCUACGCAGACCCUGAGUGCCUCCCCAGGACGAUGGACUUUGGCUUGAAUGUCGGCAAGUUUGUGGAGAAGUUCCUCCCUGACGACUGUCCACCAGCUUUCUUUCCACUGGCUGUGGCCUGCUGCGACCUCACACCAGACAACCGCCCACCUUUCCAUAGGCUGGAGGACUGGUUUGAGGCUCUGUCCCUCAACCAGGAGCUGGGGAUCCCCCUGCCAACCGAACUGGAUGAACUGCACCAGAGGUUGAGUCAGCUGCACUGGCCUAAAGACGGCUCCCCGUCCCAGAGCACAGAUCAGCCAUCAGCCCAGACAGCAGCCUCUCCAGACUCUUCCAGCGUGACCGACAGCGGCACCUAGGACCUACGCCAUCCCUCUUUGACCCCUCUGAACUACUGCACUAAUACUGAGGAUGAGAAACGGAGGGAAAUUGCAUUAAAGCCGAGCCAUAUUAAAACUGGAUAACCUGAGGAAGCUGGACCAACCUCCCUGUGUGGGACCUUAACUCUGAGAGUGCCACAGAACUGCAAUCUGUGUGGAAAGACGCAUUUCAAAAAGACCAAUGUUCGUUCCUUUUUCCUCUAUUAAGCACCCACUCCACACACACACACACACACACACACAGGGGUUAACUAAUGUUUACUGUGUAUAAAGACACUAUGCAACCAUCUUUGGUUCUUAUAAAGUAGAAGUCCUGCUUGAGUCCGAUGUGGCAGCCUUUUAGUUUUUCAGGCUCUGAAGUUUGCUAUUUGUGGUAUGCACAGAUCACUUCUUCUCCACCAGAGGACUCACUUCACUUCACUGCAGCAGUAAACAAGAAAACACAGUCUGACUGACUAACAGGUCGAAUAAACAGGACAGGGCUUGAAGACAACAGGUGUGACUUAAAGCAAAACACACAGCGAAUAGUUUCAUCACUCUUUAAUUUUUGACGAGCUGGUUACAGGUAUGCUUCUGUACUUUGUAGUCUAAUGAUUUUAAUUAAUUUCUUAGAUUGAUGACUGAACACUAGAUUUUUGCCACAUUUUGUUCAAACACCUGAUGCCUAUUUUUUUUCAAACAAAAAGUAGAGCAGAAGCUCUUUUGGAAAAUGGGGCUGUGUAUAAUUGUCAGACAUAAUCAUGUAAGACUUGACCAUAAAAAGUUGCUUUGUACAAAAAUAACUGGAUUUUUUUUCUUAAGCAUUGUAAAUAAAUAUGUACAUAUUAUGCCUCUAAUUGGGUGUCAUUUGCUAACGGGAACUUUUUAGACAUUUCGUGAACGAUGGACGUUUUUGCCUUUUUGCUAUCAUCAUGCAAGGUACUGACGCUCAGUUGUAACCACUAUUAUUUAUAUCACUGUAGUGUUUUUCUAAAUAAACCCUCUUAAAGUUGA